UUUGGAGUAUGCCGUAUUAGAAAGGUUAUAAUCUUUGAGAAGCUUUGCAUUUGUAGAUGUAACAAGAAAGUUGUUCUUUGACCAGUCAAAGCUCUUCCUGUUUGUCUGUGUAGGAGGAAUCAUGGAGUUGAAAUAUUUUUUCGUGACUGCGGCAUACAUUCUGACUACCUGUGAUCUGGUGCUGGGUGCUAAUACGAUUAUAAAUGUAACGCUGGUGGAUGGAGAGACACCAAACGAGGGACGUGUAGAAUACUUCAGAUCAGAAGAAUCUACCUGGGCUUCAGCUUGUGGAGCUGGUCUCGGUUCUGCGGAAGCAUCAGUUGUGUGCAGACAACUCGGAUACCCGGGAGCCAAUAACUUUUUAGCUCGGUGGCCUUUUGGAGAUGGAACUACUGUUGCACAGGAUCGAUUGAACUGUGAUGGGAGUAAGAAAGUUUUAUGA
Strongylocentrotus purpuratus (purple sea urchin) is the source of this 442-nucleotide messenger RNA. RefSeq names its product galectin-3-binding protein A-like. Gene Ontology annotation, cellular component: membrane. NCBI's taxonomy places the organism in Eukaryota, Metazoa, Echinodermata, Echinoidea, Camarodonta, Strongylocentrotidae. The transcript has 3 exons. The coding region runs from base 122 to 442 and encodes 106 amino acids. The record is from RefSeq and is a predicted model, not a curated record.